AUCGAAGCGCGACCGAAUGAGCGCAUGCGUCCGGUCACCUACCAGUGACAAAAGCAAGGUGGGUGGAUCGCCGGACAGUGAGUGGUCGCCGUGUAAUCGAGUCAGGACCUGCGCAAAGAGGUACGGGUACCCUGAGGUGUAUAUAUUCGGCCUCGCAUGCGGGCGUUCAUCAUUGGCCUACCUGCAUCUGAAAGAGAGAAAUUCUACGUUAACAUAGCCCUAGAGCAAUCACUACGACGAAGACAUGGCCGCACCAUCUGGAUUUUGCCAGCCGACAACUUCCCCGCCAAGCGGAGCGGAGAACACCCUGCCAGACGGGGCGUCAAAACUGACGCAUGGUCAAGUGGUACGAGGGUGGCGUGAGUGCUUCAGCGCUACCGAGAACAGAUCGUAUUUUUUCAACAUUUACAGCCGAGAGAGCCGAUGGACUUUGCCUUCAACGCCGCCGGUACAGAAUGAGGAGAACCGGAACAGCGGACCCGAGCUGGACGUGCUGGAGGCGGCAGCCGCGGAACUCUCCGGUAACCCAUCACCCGACUACUCUCGCCCGCCGUACAUCAAGGGUAAAGGCAGCACCGGUGCGAAGCGAGUGUCGGAGGAAGUGGACACCAACGUCGACAUCAAGAAGCGGAAGUUUGCUCCGGACCCUGAACAGCAAGAGAAUGACAACAACGCCGUCAAAUUCCACAUUGGAGAAACCUCUUCCAGGAUCACGAGAGGAAGGCGUGAAAAGUCUAAAACACUCACCGGUCUGAUUUUGACAAAACUCAUCACGGACGAGAUGUUCCGCCUGGUGAAUCGCGCCCAAGAACAACUCGGCUGCGAGGGUUGUGAAGAGGGCUGGCCGAGCUUGUUCGAGCAUGCCUGUACAUUUUAUGGAGUCUGUCCUGAGUCUCGCAUCCACGAAUAUAUCGGCGAGUUCCUGGAGGAGGCAUGGCGGUCAGUGGACACGAACAGGGUACGCCCGAUAUUUCACGCUACGAUCAGUUUGUUGGGCGCCGCGGAGUUCACCGGUCAGGAAAUGGACAUGAUCAGUACUUUGAAUACAUUCGUACAAGACAUUGUAAAUGAAUGGAAGAACAAACCAGACCAGAUUGUUGAUUUUUUUCUGGACAGAGGAUUUAAUAACACAACCGAAAUCAUUCAAUACGCAGUUGACAUUGUAGAGGAUUAAGAAUUUAGUCGAGUUUUACUGUGUACACGUACACGCAUCUUUAAACUCUGUAGUGCUGGUAACCGCUGUUAACAUGUUUUGAUCGUAUUGCUUAUGGACUGACUAUGAGUGUUGAAAGUUUUCUUUGUUGUUCAUGCACUGUAAUAACUGUACGUUUAAAAUAAAUCUCAUUGUAGGUCAGUGUAAACGUGAUAGUGUAAUUGAAUAAACCACAAUCCGCAUGUAAAACCUGGAAAGUGCGUCUUCAAUCUUUUUUUUUUAGUCGGAAUGUUGAUUGAUUAAGGACGGACUGAAGCGGGGAGGGGGGGGGUACUGCGUUAGCACAAAUCGGGAAAAACUGGCAUAAUUAAAACUCGGCAUCCAAUGUGAACACAAACCGCUCUCCUUUGGUGCUCAUGACGCCGGCUUUUUGGUAUUCUCCGACCCGCUUUUCGAAGAAGUUAGUCUUUCCCUCUAGAGAGAUGUUUUCCAUGAAUGGGAAGGGGUUGGUAGCCUUCCAUAU
Acanthaster planci (crown-of-thorns starfish) is the source of this 1676-nucleotide messenger RNA. RefSeq lists its product as uncharacterized. The record is from RefSeq and is a predicted model, not a curated record. Lineage: Eukaryota; Metazoa; Echinodermata; Asteroidea; Valvatida; Acanthasteridae. Gene Ontology annotation, molecular function: protein binding.